This is a messenger RNA of Sodiomyces alkalinus F11, 321 nucleotides long. Its product is annotated as mitochondrial import inner membrane translocase subunit TIM14. The transcript is spliced from 3 exons. Bases 1 to 321 code for a protein of 106 amino acids. Lineage: Eukaryota; Fungi; Ascomycota; Sordariomycetes; Glomerellales; Plectosphaerellaceae. Gene Ontology annotation, biological process: protein import into mitochondrial matrix. Gene Ontology annotation, cellular component: PAM complex, Tim23 associated import motor. Gene Ontology annotation, molecular function: ATPase activator activity. The record is from RefSeq and is a predicted model, not a curated record.
AUGGCGUCUGCUCUUGCCUGGGGAACCGGAGUCGCCGUAGCUGCCUUCUUGGGCCGGGCAGGUCUCGUGGCAUGGCGGCGAUCGCGCGGCGGUGUUGGCGCGAUGGGCAAGGCCUUUUACAAAGGCGGUUUUGAGCCCAAGAUGAAUAAGAGAGAAGCGUCGCUCGUCCUCUCGCUCAACGAGCGGGCCAUCACCAAAGACAAAGUACGCAAAGCGCAUCGGACUCUCAUGUUGUUGAAUCACCCCGACCGAGGCGGCAGCCCCUAUUUGGCGACCAAGAUCAACGAGGCAAAGGAGCUCUUGGAGAAAUCAGCAUCAUGA